ACCCGGGCGCGCUGGGAGUGCGGGGCCAGGCGGCCGCCUGCAGCAUCAACAUCUGCUCGAGCAGCCCGCCGGCACGAAGUGGCUGGCGGCGGUUCAGGAGCUCUAGGCUGCCUCCCGCCUCGGCACUGGCGCGCCGGUCAACGUGCGGAUGGCCAUCGGGCUAUGCGCGCGGUCGCCACUCGCCGAUGUGCUCGGGCCAGCCCGAUCGCGGCAACCCCUCUAACUAGAGGUGCCGGGAAGCGAACCCGCUGCGCCCAGCUCGACUGCGGACGGAUCCCGGGCCGCUCGCUUCGCGGGCAGCGGUCGCCGUGCGGCGCGGAGGGAUACGCCUCGGCCGCGCCUCCCCUCCCCGCGCCCCCGCCCCCGCCGCCCUCCCCGCCGGCUCUGCUGCCGCCGCGGCGGCCGCUGGUGCCGCCGCCGCCGCCGCCGCCUGGAUAUAGUGCGGCAAGGAGCGGCGCUGGCAGUCACUUUGCGAGGAGGAGCGCGCGGGCUGCGGGCGGCUGGGCACCCGGGAGCGGCGGCGGCUCUCUCAGAGGCGGCCGUGGCAGCAGAAGGUUCUCUCUCCAGGGCUGGACUUAAUAACUUUGGAACUGUCCACCAGUGUCACGUCCUGAACAUGAGCCUCCUCCUCUCCUUCUACCUGCUCGGGUUGCUUGUCAGUAGCGGGCAAGCUCUUCUUCAAGUGACAAUUUCACUUAGCAAAGUAGAGCUUAGUGUGGGUGAAUCUAAAUUCUUCACAUGUACAGCAAUUGGUGAACCUGAGAGUAUAGAUUGGUAUAAUCCUCAAGGAGAGAAGAUCAUUUCAACACAGAGGGUAGUGGUGCAGAAGGAAGGUGUUAGGUCACGAUUAACCAUCUACAACGCAAAUAUAGAAGAUGCAGGGAUAUAUCGUUGUCAAGCAACAGAUGCCAAAGGACAGACACAGGAAGCCACAGUUGUUUUGGAAAUUUACCAAAAACUCACCUUCAGAGAAGUGGUAUCUCCUCAAGAGUUCAAACAAGGAGAGAAUGCAGAAGUGGUUUGCCGCGUUAACAGUUCACCUGCGCCGGUUGUCAGCUGGUUGUAUCAUAAUGAGGAAGUCACCGCUAUUUCCGACAAUCGGUUCGCUAUGUUAGCCAACAAUAAUCUGCAGAUUCUCAGCAUCAAUAAAAGCGAUGAAGGUAUAUACAGGUGUGAAGGAAGAGUGGAGGCUAGGGGAGAAAUUGACUUCCGUGAUAUCAUCGUCAUUGUCAAUGUGCCUCCUGCCAUCACGAUGUCUCAGAAAUCCUUUAAUGCCACAGCAGAGAGAGGAGAAGAGAUGACAUUAUCCUGCAGGGCUUCUGGCUCUCCUGAGCCCACGAUCUCCUGGUACAGGAAUGGCAAGUUCAUUGAAGAAAAUGAAAAGUACAUAUUGAAAGGAAGCAACACAGAACUCACUGUCAGGAAUAUAGUAAAUAGUGAUGGCGGCCCUUAUGUCUGCAGGGCCACAAAUAAGGCAGGAGAAGAUGAGAAACAGGCGUUCCUCCAAGUCUUCGUACAGCCUCACAUAAUACAGCUUAAAAAUGAGACUACACAUGAGAAUGGUCAAGUCACACUCAUGUGUGAAGCGGAAGGGGAACCUAUUCCAGAAAUCACUUGGAAAAGAGCAGUGGAUGGCAUCACAUUUUCCGAAGGCGAUAAGAGCCCAGACGGCCGUAUCGAAGUCAAAGGGCAGCAUGGAAGCUCAUCGCUGCAUAUUACAGACGUGAAGUUGUCAGAUUCAGGGAGAUAUGACUGUGAAGCUGCGAGUAGAAUUGGAGGGCACCAAAAGAGCAUGUUCCUUGAUAUUGAAUAUGCUCCCAAGUUUAUAUCAAACCAAACAAUUUAUUAUUCUUGGGAAGGAAAUCCAAUCAAUAUAAGCUGUGACGUGAACUCUAAUCCACCAGCAUCAGUCCAUUGGAGAAGAGAGAAAUUAGUCUUGCCAGCUAAAAACACCACUAAUUUAAAGACGUACAGUGCAGGGAGAAAGGUGAUAUUAGAGAUUGCACCUACAUCUGACAAUGACUUUGGACGAUAUAAUUGCACAGCCACUAACCGGAUAGGAACAAGAUUUCAAGAAUAUAUUCUUGCUUUGGCUGAUGUGCCAUCCAGUCCCUACGGAGUGAAGAUUAUAGAGCUGUCACAGACCACAGCCAAGGUUUCAUUCAACAAGCCCGACUCCCAUGGAGGUGUGCCUAUCCAUCACUAUCAAGUAGAUGUCAAAGAAGUGGCUUCAGAAACCUGGAAAAUAGUACGCUCCCAUGGAGUUCAAACAAUGGUUGUUUUGAGCAACCUGGAACCAAAUACAACUUAUGAAAUCAGGGUUGCAGCUGUAAAUGGAAAAGGGCAAGGAGACUACAGUAAAAUAGAAAUCUUCCAGACAUUACCAGUUCGUGAACCGAGUCCUCCAUCCAUACAUGGGCAGCCAAGCAGUGGGAAGAGCUUUAAACUCAGUAUUACCAAACAGGACGAUGGAGGAGCCCCUAUUUUGGAAUAUAUCGUGAAAUAUAGAAGUAAAGAUAAAGAAGACCAGUGGCUAGAGAAAAAAGUACAGGGAAAUAAAGACCACAUUAUUUUGGAGCAUCUGCAGUGGACAAUGGGAUAUGAAGUUCAAAUUACAGCUGCCAAUAGAUUGGGAUAUUCAGAACCAACAGUCUAUGAGUUCAGCAUGCCGCCAAAGCCCAACAUUAUUAAAGACACACUUUUUAAUGGUCUUGGGCUUGGAGCAGUCAUUGGCCUGGGAGUUGCUGCGCUCUUGUUAAUCCUCGUGGUAACCGACGUCAGCUGCUUCUUUAUCCGACAAUGUGGCUUAUUGAUGUGCAUCACCAGGAGAAUGUGCGGGAAGAAAAGCGGCUCCAGCGGCAAAAGUAAAGAACUGGAGGAAGGAAAAGCUGCAUACCUGAAAGAUGGAUCAAAAGAACCAAUAGUGGAGAUGAGAACAGAAGAUGAAAGAAUUACUAACCAUGAAGAUGGGAGCCCAGUAAAUGAGCCGAAUGAAACAACACCACUAACGGAGCCUGAAAAAUUGCCUUUAAAAGAAGAAAAUGGGAAAGAAGUCCUAAAUCCAGAAACUAUAGAAAUUAAGGUUUCUAAUGACAUCAUCCAAUCAAAAGAGGAUGACAGCAAAGCAUAACACCAACAUUACAGAGGCUACAAAGAGCAUUUGGAUUGCAGUGACCCUAUGACCAAAAUGAUUCCAUGGACCUUAAUUUCUUGGGAAACUUCUAGCUUGGAAUAGCUUGUACACAUAUACAUACGAUCAAAUACCCCUGCCCAUAGUCCAUUUCCUUUUGUUGUUGUUGUUGUUGUUGUUAUUGUUGUUGUUUAUUUUGUUAUGAAUUUAGAUAUAGAGACCUGACUGGCACCAGCUCUUGGGUAUCAAUUUGACACUAUGAUCGAAGUACUGCAAUUGAUUAUAUGGCUAAAGCGCUCUGUUUCUUAAGUAUCACGACCUCUCCAACAAAUAGGGGUUUAAGAAGAAUACAAAACAAAAGCUUUAUGAGCUAAAUGUAUAAGAAAGCCCUGCAUGUUUUUUAAUCCUAUCUUGGGCAAGUAGAUUAUUAAAGUGGAUUUCGGUUUAAAAUGAAAACACUCAAUAAAGGUUAGACUUUUUAUCAGGAGAAUUUCAGGGAACCUGAGCUUAAAGGAGCCACGUAUCUUUAGCAGAUAUUGAAAAUUGAGAGAAACCUCGGAAAACUCUUUUUAAGUUAUAAUUACAAUGCUAUUUCAACAUUGAUUUCUGAUAGACUGAAGUGCCAGAUCAAAAUUGUUACCCAUUUGAACGAAUAUUAGUUGUGUACAAAAUUAGAUUAGAACGAUUGCGUAAAUCUCUCUCUUAAAUAUGCCAUAUUCAUUCACAAUGAAUUACACAAAAUGUAUCGCAAGUGAAAAUAAUAUUGAUUUUUGCCCUCAGCUUCAAAUAAAGUAAAUUGAAAUGGGAACAACAUCAAUAUUGUCUUGAUAUAUUUAUAAAUAUGUGAUUAUCUUUUACUUUUUAAAUAAUUUUAUCGAAAAGCAAAUCUUUAGUGUCCAAAUAGUUCAAACCAUAUCCUCAUACACAUUUUUUGCCUAUUGUUUUAGAUAAUCUUUGCUUAAAAAUUUAUUUUUCCAGUGUUAUAGGUCAAUCAUUAAAUGUAAUUGGCUAAUGGAAAUUGAAAUCCUUACUGGUUAAAUUGAGGAGAAAUUAGCAUUUAAACAUGCAUAAUAGUGUCAGUGAUAAACAACUGAAUUGCCACUAUCUGUUUUUCUUCUGGAUGUUGUAGCUAGAUGUCAUUUUAAGAUUUUGAUAAACUUUGGUUGAAGAAAUUCUUUAACUGUUCAACACAAACUUUCUAAUAUUACUAUGUUUUAGGACCUAUGCCAGAAUAAAAUACUUCUUAACUUCCAAGCUAUGCAAGCUCCCAGAGGUAAAAGAUUGAAACCUGAUUGUCACUUAUAUGUAAGGUAAAAAAAUGUAUUUAUGAUUAUAAAUAUACAUACCAAUGGGGAGCAGGUUUUAGACUGUUUCUUACCCUAGAGAGCCAAAGGUUUCUUUAGGCCCCAUCAUAUUCAUAACCUUUAGUGUUUCAGGUGGUAUUAUACUCAAACAUUGAUUGGUUGGGGAAUAUGUACCAAAAGAACGUUGGAGGAAUGUUAACAAUGCAGAGCGACCCGCCUUAGGAUGUCUCUCUAUAGAGAUAAUUUGAUGAAUAUUAAAUAUAAAAUUAAUGCCAUUCAUGAAUAUUUUUAUUUAUAAAGUGCUUGAAAAGUGCUCCAUCAGUCAAGGAGAGACAACUAACUAAUUUUACACAAUUUUGGUUAUCAGCAACACAGACUGUGCCCAUCUGCAUGUUCAGGCACUAAAUAUCCACAGUAUCGUUGCCAUAAUUUACAGGGUUAUAACGCAGCAAUCACUCCUUGCUUCUUUAUGGCAGAUUCUGAAGGAAAAGAAUUCCUGUGCCUACCUAAAAAUUUGAGCAAGAAUUAUCCAACUGGUCUUUUGAUGGAUUUGACUGUUGAUGUUUAUGUUAUGUUUGUCUGAUCAUCUGUUGUUUUAUUUUAGUUUUUUUCUCUUUUGUACCAAUGUGCUAAAACUAGUUAAAAUACUUGAAUUAGUUUGUGCAAAGUAACUGGGCUUAAUAACGUAGCCACGAAUGCCAAUCUUCCUGCAUGGGGCUACAUGGUUUUAAACUAAUAAUGGUGAAAGAAUUAGGAAAACUGAGACAGCAAUUCAGCAUGUUUACUACUGUUAUAUUCGUGCUUUACUUCAAGAGUAGAGAAAUCAUAAUAAAGAACAGAUACUUUUGUGUUUUCUCAAUUUGAAAGUUUUGUUUCUCUCAUUUCUUUGGAUUUUCCAUAUAAAGCAAUUUACUUAAAUAUUUCUUUCAUAUAUAUAUAUGCUGUUAAAUUUCUUGCCACUAAUGUGGAGUAAUGAUCUGAAGUUAACAGAUAAUCUGGAACUAAUUGUAGACAGACUGUUUCAAGUGCACUGUUUCAAUUGUCCAAGUGGUCUUUAUCUCUUGUCUUUGAAAUCUAUGCCAUGCAGGAGCAAGGCAAUACUGUGAUAAACAUUUUUUUUUUUUAAUGUUACAGUGGAAUGCUCCAAAUUACUCCUUUGUAAAAGUUUCCAAAUAAGAGAUGGCUUGUAGUAAAUUGUAAAAUAUGUGGAGAACUCAAAUAAUCUCUUUCUUAUUUUUUAUUCAUAUUCUAGACAAAAACAUAUCCAUAUAACUGUAUACAUAUUUUUACUAUCUGAGUACUCUUAAAUGUUACUAUAAAAGGUCAAAAAGAGUUGACUGAAUAUAAGUAGGGUUAAAUAAUCAGAACUCUAUACUACUUUAAACAAAGAAGCAAAGAUAUCACUGAAAAUAUUGGAAUUUCUUGAUAGGUUAUAUGCAAUUAGGCAAUGACAAUCUAUAUCCAACAACAUAUAAGAGGGAACAGUAAUAUCAGCAUUUUAGCACAUUUUUUUUAAAAACUGGCACAAAUUAAUGUGUCAACAAAUUUUACAAUGAUCUGCAAAGGAAUUUAAGAAUUGUGGUUUCUAAAGAUUUAUUUAUUAUUUUUGUGAGUUGAUUUGUUGCCAUUCUAUUGAUACUAAUGUCUAACAUUAAAGUAAUGUUUCUCAAGUUUUCCUUUAUUUUUAACACUAAUUUCUAUUAUAGCAUUUUUCAAAGACUAUUUGAUCCAUCAAAGUUUACAUGAAUCUUAGUCUUUGAAGUAAACAUUUAUAUAAAGGAUUUUAUUAAUCAAAUUAUUUAUUUGAAUGCAACAAUUAAUGGUAACUUUAUAAUCAUAUCUUUAUUUUAUGCUUCUUAUUUUAAAUAAUUAAAAUGUAUUUGUGCCUUUGCAUUAGCAUGACUUUCUGCUUUAUUAAAAGAAAAAAUACAACUGCAAACUUUAUUGAUAGAUUUUGCUUAUAUCUAUAACACUAGAAUGAUACUCUAAUUUACAUUCAGUGGACAAACUCAAUUCCAACUACUUUACCUUGCAUACAAAAUCUAAAUAUAGCAGCUGAUACUGUGUAACUUAUUUCCACUCAUGACAAAAUAAUUCUUUUGAUGCCUACACAAAAGAUACUUAAUUUGUUCUGUAUUGUUGUUCUAGACAAUAAAUACGUUCUAGAUUUUGUUGAAAUUGAGUUUUACCAGUUGUAAGACACAGAAAACAUGACUUUUUAAGGCAGAGUAAAUUAUUAUGGUGUCACUUGGGUCUACAUUAUUCUUGUUACAUAUUCAAUUUGGGAUCAUAAAUCGUCUUUUAUUGUUGAUGGUAAGAUAAUCACUGAUGAAAAUAUCUGAAACUAAAGAGACGGAAAGAAUAAUCUCCAUUUCUUAAUUUAAGGAAUAUUGGAAUAGCAUAUUACAAUUACUUGUUCAAUUUGCAAGUGUCUUUUUCAUAGAGAAUAAUGUAGAUGCUCUAUUUCAACCCCUCAUGGAGGUCUUUUUCAUAAUCAUAUCCAGAGUGCUUAUUCAAGAAACUUUAUGAGUAGGUGAAGAUAUUUUUUUAAAUAAGAUUGUUUGCAUUAUUUAUCUUUAGAAAGAAAAGUUUUGCAUCUUUUUGUUAAUCCUUUGAACCAUUCUUACAUCCUCUCUCAAAUUGCAAUUGCAAAUGGAUAUAUUAACAUGUGCUAAAAUUAGACUGUGGAAGAUCACAGAAAUGAAGUACUUCCAUCAGAAAAUGAAAUCUUUCGAGAAAGUAUUCUGCUCGUGGGCUUAAUAAUGCUCUGAGAUAAAACAAUUAUAUACGUAAAUGAGACAGUUAUACAAAGGCCUAGACAUAGUAGUUGCUGAACAAAUAAAAUUUACUUCCAGGUCCCUCCUCUCCUUUUUUGAAAUUUCCAUUUACCCAUGGAGAUGCAGCUAUUUCACAACAUUAUACAAGAAUGCUAAUAGAUUAAUUAUUUCCCCUUAUAUGAAAGUCAAAUUAUAUAUAAUACUUAAUAUUUAUUUAAUAACAUACUUAAUAUUCUUAUAAAAAUAGUUCAUUAUUCACUAUAGGAUUUUAUCAAUAACUUAAAUACAUUAGUAGGUACCACCUCUUUAAUUCUUUUUUAUAAUUUUCAGGAUUUUGGCCAUAUGAUGUAUAAUUAUUAAUAUAAAAAUUGCCCAUAUAAGUGAAAUAUUGCCACUUCUUUUUAUUUCUUUUUUCCUGAAAUGAAAGCAUAUAUCUUUUAGCAUCUAAUUUUAGCCUUCCUUGGAAAAGAAUAAGCGAAACAAUGACGGGUGGAAAAUUUCACAUCACAAGCAGGCAUAGGGGAAUAGAGGAACAGGGAACUGAAAGAAUCGAGAAAGGCAAGGUGAGCUACAUUUUGUUUAGGUAAGAAGGACCUCAGUGUGCGAUGUGCUGGACCACGGAUUGGGUCCAUCCCUAAGAUGAAAAUUAAGGCCAAUUACACUGAUGCAAAGGAGAGAGCUUAGUGAAAUCCAGAGAAGAAAGUUAACAAAUAGAACCUAGGAUUCAAUUUUGCAACUAGGAUUUCUUAGAGAACAACGUGCGUUAUAUACAAUAAAUGAUUCUGUUAAGAGCAAAUAUAUUUGUUCCAAUUCUUAAAGGAAUGUUCAUGGUUUAGCACUUGCCUCUAAACUCUACUAGGAAUAUGUGAACUUAGAAAUAAAAGUUAAAAAACCUUUUUUGUUGGUAUGUGAAUUCUAUGCUGUGUUCAGUAUGCAUUAAAACAUACUAUCUUUUAUUUUCUUGAACUUAUAUAUUCCAUGCAAUUUCUAUAUUUUUAAGCUAGCUAUCUCAGUUUUCUUAUUGUUUCAAUAUAGUAUGUCCCUAUGAAAUGCUGUAUAUAUAUGUCUAAACUGUAAAAAUUAUUCUGCAAAUGUUGAAGUUUUGUAUUUAUGAGAGACAUUGAAAGUAUGGCUUACAGUAUAUCAAAAUUGUCACUCUUCACCAUUUGUAUAUUAAUAGUAAAGAGACUUUUACUUUAAUAAAGUGUUGCAUUUUCUGUUUAUUUUGAA
This is a messenger RNA of Equus caballus (horse), 8441 nucleotides long. It is a transcript of the gene NCAM2, whose product is annotated as neural cell adhesion molecule 2. NCBI's taxonomy places the organism in Eukaryota, Metazoa, Chordata, Mammalia, Perissodactyla, Equidae. Gene Ontology annotation, cellular component: membrane. The record is from RefSeq and is a predicted model, not a curated record. Gene Ontology annotation, biological process: cell adhesion. Gene Ontology annotation, molecular function: protein binding.